AUGACUCCGGUCCUCUUGCCUCUGGAGCCUUCCAAAGCUCUGGACCUGGCCAUCCACGGCCAUUCGAAGUCGUUGAAGGAUUCAAUGGAGUUGGGCUCUGCUCUCUUGCCCAACAUCUGCAUUGGGCACAAAACUCUUGCCAGAAGCAGCGGAGAGGAGAGCAGCGAUGACGACGAUGAUGAACACAAAGAUCUUCAUGAUUCUGAUAGUAAAUAUGAUGUGGAUCUCAAAUUCGUUCAGGUCCUUUUACCUCGAGCGGUGGGAUCGAAAUGUGACUUAUCGCAAAUUUCUUCAGAUUUUAUACUAAGAUUGUUGGAAGCAUUGAGGUUUCUUUGUCCAAAUAACGAAGAGAAGAGAUCCAGAUGGGAUAAUCUCUUGAACAAUUCAGGCCUUGGCGGUACUGAAUUUCAGAAUGUGGAGCCACAUGAUAAAUGGGAGUGGCCCUGGCUGGUUCCAAGGGUUCAAGCUUUGAUGGACUAUAGAGGCAAAAGAGGAGUUAUCGACGAAUGCUGCUACAAGUCCUGUUCUCGUGAAGAACUCCUCACCUAUUGCCCCAAAAACUGA
This is a messenger RNA of Chilo suppressalis (striped riceborer), 564 nucleotides long. The record is from the annotation of a GenBank genome assembly. NCBI's taxonomy places the organism in Eukaryota, Metazoa, Arthropoda, Insecta, Lepidoptera, Crambidae.